AUGCCGUCGGCAACCAUCGCCUCUACGGGGCCUCGCCCCCGCAAGGGUACCUUCCAAGAGAUCCCCGUCUCGUCCACCUCCCACCCCGAUAAUCCGAUUCCUGAAGAACCACGCGGAGUCAGAUCGUUGUCCGUGACAGACAUGAACUUCAAUGUCUCGUCCCAAGGAAGCUCCGAUACAACCGGCUCGAACUCCCCCGCCACCCCCGCCACUCCAAUCACACCACCCGAUUCUCUGAGCGAAAAAGAGCUUGAGGAGACCAAUGGCCGUCGCCGUCGAGCCUCGACCAUUCUGAUCUCCCAGAACUCGGAGGAUAUGAGAAGAGUGCUGGAGAAUGUCGGCACAGGUGGUACUCAGAAGAUCCAGUCUUCAUGCUGUGGUGGCGGUUGCUGCCGAGGACAGAAAUUGCGGCCGGUGGAUGGUCCGAUUUCGGGCUUCAAUUCGAUCACUCCUCCCGAUAACAAGGCAUUUGCUAGCUUGGGGUUGACCUUGAAUCUCCUCACGCUGGAUAGUGACCUCUCCAACAUUGCCACCCUCCCGGAGAAAACGGUAGCACCCCCCUCAUUCGUGCAGCCCCAUCCUCCUUAUGACGUUUAUCGGGCUCCUCUUCACCAUGCUCGUGAAUUGACUAAGAGUGGUGCAGAGAAGCGCACCUAUCACUUUGAUAUCGAUGUCACCGAUUACCCUGCCGAGAGCGGUAUGGUGGAUUUCGUCGUUGGCGGCGCGAUUGGCGUAUGCCCCAUGAACAAGCCUGAGGAGGUUGAGGAUGUAUUGAAUAAGUUGUGUGUGCCCAAGUCGCUGCGAGACAAGAAGGUUCUCAUGCGCACAACCAAGGGCCGCUGGCCCACCAUCUGGGGCGACGACAAGCCCCGCGAGCUGGUUACCACAAGACGCGAGGUCCUGAGCUGGUGCUCAGAUAUCCAGAGUUACGCCCCAUCUAAGCAGCUGUUCAGACUCCUGGCAGAGUACACCAGCGAGGAGAACGAGAAGAAGAUUCUGGAGUUCCUCUCGUCCGCCCAGGGCCAGGGCGCUUUCUGUGAACUUCGCACCAACUCUCACAUCAGCUUGUCCCAGCUGCUCCAUGCCUUCCCCUCAUCUCAGCCUCCUUUGGACCACCUUCUCUCCGUGCUCAACACUCUUAUGCCCCGCUUCUAUUCUCUUUCUCAGGAUCCCCAGAUCUCCUGCCAAUUCAAGGGCACCGAAUGCCGCCGGCUAGUCGAAGUCGCCGUGACAGUCGCCGACUCCGACGAUUGGAAGGGCGGCAUGCGCACCGGUGUGAGCUCCGGCUACCUUGAGCAACUCGCUCGGCGCGCAAUUGCCGCCGAGGCAGCUGGAGAGAAGCACGACAUCCACAUUCCCAUGUUCCGCGGUCUGAUGGCCAACCCUCUCGCCACACGAUUUGCCUCUGAUGGACCCAUGCUCCUGAUCGGCGCCGGUGUCGGUAUCGCUCCCUUCCGUGGAUUCGUCCAGCGGCGUCUGCAGUCCGCCAACUGCGCCAACAAGGUGUGGGUGCUCCAGGGUGUGCGUGACUCCCUGCUUGAUGAGCUGUAUAGUGGUGAAUGGGGUGUCCACGAGGACAAGGUUCGCACUGUCGUGCAGAGCCGUCGUGGCGAGAGUCGCUAUGUCCAGGAGGAGGUCCGCCACCAGGCUGAUCUGGUCUGGUAUGUGAUCAACGCCCUUGAUGGCCGUGUCUUUGUCUGCGGUAGUGGCAAGGGCAUGGGUGAGGGUGUUGAGGCUGCUCUUGUCGAGGUUGCGAUGGCAAAGGGUAACUUGAACUCUCAGGAAGCUGAGCUGUUCUGGACACGCAAGAAGGAGGCUGGUCAGUACAUUGCUGAAACUUGGUAA
Messenger RNA from Penicillium atrosanguineum, 1845 nucleotides. RefSeq names its product FAD binding domain protein. Gene Ontology annotation, cellular component: cytosol. Gene Ontology annotation, molecular function: flavin adenine dinucleotide binding; FMN binding; [methionine synthase] reductase (NADPH) activity. Gene Ontology annotation, biological process: homocysteine metabolic process. Lineage: Eukaryota; Fungi; Ascomycota; Eurotiomycetes; Eurotiales; Aspergillaceae. The coding region runs from base 1 to 1845 and encodes 614 amino acids. The transcript is spliced from 2 exons. The record is from RefSeq and is a predicted model, not a curated record.